AUGGAUAUGCACUUUUCGCCUAAGUAUGGGGGAGACGCUCACAUGGACGAGGACGAAACAAGCGUCGAAGAGAGAAGUCAAGACAGUACCAGCAGUAGCCUAAAAUUCACACAAGUUUCACAGAUUCGAAUUGCUCCUAACAAAUCCUAUCCGGACAACGAGCUUUCAAAUGGCAAGAGACACUCAAGCCCUGCACACAGGUCAAUCGAGGACGCCUCCAGAGAGUGGCCGCAGCGAAAUACAAAUUCAUCGCCUGGAUAUGUUGAGGCAUUAAACAAGGAGGAGGAUGUACAUUUAAAUGAUGGCGAGGAAAGAAUUAGUUUAUCUGGAGGGAGUGACACCGAAGAAGGGAUGCUAAAGCGAAAACAGAGGAGAUGUAGGACUACCUUCACCAGCUAUCAACUUGAAGAACUGGAGAGAGCGUUCCAAAAGACUCACUACCCGGAUGUCUUCACAAGGGAGGCAAUAGCAAUGCGCUUGGACCUCAUAGAGGCACGUGUGCAAGUCUGGUUCCAGAACCGUCGAGCAAAAUGGAGGAAAAAGGAGAAGGUAGGGAUCCAGACACACCCACUGGAUCUCUCCUUCCCUGGGCCUGCAGGCAUGGCACAACUCCUGAGUCACACCCUGGGUGACACAGCUUUUCAGGCCAGGUUGCAUCCAGUCAUGGAGAAAACUUGGACUAGUUCCUCCCAUCAGCUGCUUCCACCCUUGACUAACCUAACCUUUCCACUUGGGCACGGCUCUUUUUUGAGAGAGGCCAUAUUCAGACAACCUGUGUUUAUACACCCCAUGUUUAGAAGACUCAUCACUGGCCUGGUUCCACAGGCACUCCAACGACUGCCCUUUCCUGUAGUAGAAGGUCAAAUCCAGUGUCAUGCUCACCUACAUGACCUCCCAUCUUCCUUGUCUUCCUUAUCUUCUUCUUCCUCUCCCAAGGACUUUCAGGCCUUAAGGGUUGCAGCACCGCACCUCAAAGCCAAGGCGCCCUCGACUCAGCUCACCCAGUUCAGCGUCAUUGCCAGAGGCAGGGCAGGGAGGGAGGCUUUCUGCUGGGGAACUAUCCAGGGUGCUGGACAGGGCUGGCAUGCGUCCUGGUGCCUGUUUCCUGGGGAACUCUCCAAGGUGCUGGGCUGGAAGGUGGGACUGGAAUGCCCACCCCAUAUCUGGUGA
Molecule: messenger RNA, 1170 nt
Organism: Chanos chanos (milkfish)
Lineage: Eukaryota; Metazoa; Chordata; Actinopteri; Gonorynchiformes; Chanidae
Gene: arxb
Product: aristaless related homeobox b
Exons: 5
Coding region: 1-1170 (389 amino acids)
Biological process (GO): regulation of transcription by RNA polymerase II
Molecular function (GO): DNA-binding transcription factor activity, RNA polymerase II-specific; RNA polymerase II transcription regulatory region sequence-specific DNA binding
Source: RefSeq, a predicted model, not a curated record